Vicia faba (fava bean) is the source of this 453-nucleotide messenger RNA. The record is from the annotation of a GenBank genome assembly. Lineage: Eukaryota; Viridiplantae; Streptophyta; Magnoliopsida; Fabales; Fabaceae.
AUGGCUAGAAAGAUGUUUAACAAUGGUGAACUUGAUUUGAAGAUAGGUGAAGAACAAGGGAAGGGUUAUGACUUUGAUUUGUUUAUUAUUGGAGCUGGUAGUGGCGGUGUUCGUGAUGCUAGAUUUUCAUCUAAUUUUGGAGAAAAGGUUCGAAGCUUCAUUCUCAGCUUGGAGAAACAGGCUCUGGCAAGUGCACUUAGCUCUCUCAUAUGUUUCAUCGCCGCGGUUACUUCAAAAUCGCGGCCACUGAACCUUGUCGCAUGCGGUCUCCGUUGUCAGCUCAGAGAGGAAGUAGGUUAUGCCAUUAGAUUCAGAGAUAGAACUUCUUGCAACACACGCAUCAUGUAUCUAAGUGACGACUUUCUUCUUCAAGAAAGUCUAGCUGGUCUAGAACUAAGAGAUUAUUCUAUUAUCAUAUUGGAUGAAGCUCAUGGAUGGAGUUUGAACACAUAA